GGAGAUUUAUUAUAAAUUUUUCCAAUAAUAUUUAGUAUUAGGUUAUAAUUAGAAUGUAUCGAUGCUGAGCCUUAAAUUUUGAGUGUGAAAUUAUGUUUUAAUCUCAGCCGUCAGUGAGAACCUUUACUCCGUCAGAUCAGUUCCCUCCCAUAUCUAAUCUAACUACAGACUCCUAUAUUUAGGGUUCGCAAGACUCCAACAGGUGAAAAGCGGCAGAACUUAUCCGAGUGCAUUCAGUCGCAGCAUUUCUACAGUCAUGGCUACCCAGAUGAGCAAAAAGCGAAAGUUUGUAGCGGACGGAGUGUUCUUCGCCGAGCUGAACGAGGUCUUGACCAGAGAGCUCGCUGAGGAUGGCUACUCUGGCGUUGAAGUUAGGGUUACGCCUAUGCGGACGGAGAUCAUCAUCAGGGCUACUCGUACUCAGAACGUUCUUGGUGAGAAGGGACGAAGAAUUAGAGAACUAACAUCUGUUGUUCAGAAACGUUUUAAAUUUCCGGAGAACAGCGUUGAGCUCUUUGCGGAAAAAGUCAACAACAGAGGGCUUUGUGCUAUUGCUCAGGCAGAAUCUCUGCGUUACAAGCUUCUUGGGGGGCUUGCUGUCCGCAGGGCUUGCUAUGGUGUACUUAGAUUUGUGAUGGAGAGUGGUGCAAAGGGAUGCGAGGUUAUUAUUAGUGGUAAGCUCAGGGCUCAGCGUGCAAAAUCCAUGAAAUUUAAAGAUGGAUACAUGAUAUCUUCUGGUCAGCCUGUUAAAGAAUAUAUUGAUUCAGCAGUGAGGCAUGUGCUUCUUAGACAGGGUGUUCUUGGUAUCAAGGUCAAGAUAAUGCUUGAUUGGGAUCCCAAAGGUAAGCAAGGCCCCACAACGCCACUACCUGAUUUGGUCACAAUCCACCCACCCAAAGAUGAAGAAGAAUAUGGAUAUGAAAGGCCCUCUUCAUUUGUGGCAACAGAAAUACCAGUAGAAGUAGUUGCUGCAUAGAUUGUUAUUCUCUUGCUAUUUUAAGAUUGCACAUUCGUGUCUAGGGCUGAGUUAAAUACGUCUGUCUGUAGACGUUUCCUCUUUAUAGUUAUUCUUAUUUGUUUAAUUUUGACUUGGUCUGUUGUGGUUGUCUAAUUUUACUUGAGACAUCAUUUUAAACCAGUAGGUGUGCUCGAUGGAUUAUCCAUUUAUGAGCAAAAUCUUAGUGUGUCUCCCAUGAGAUUGUAUAGGCUCCAGGGCACUUAAUUUUAGGUCAAAUUCAUGCAAUAUUUCAUUGCUGAUGGUCUGAUUGUCCUUGUAAUAAUUUUCAGUAUGUUGUAGAAAAGGAUAAGUUAUUCAUACUUGACACUUGUGGGACAA
Messenger RNA from Cannabis sativa, 1336 nucleotides. RefSeq names its product small ribosomal subunit protein uS3x. Gene Ontology annotation, cellular component: nucleus; cytosolic small ribosomal subunit. The coding region runs from base 257 to 976 and encodes 239 amino acids. Gene Ontology annotation, molecular function: structural constituent of ribosome; RNA binding. The record is from RefSeq and is a predicted model, not a curated record. NCBI's taxonomy places the organism in Eukaryota, Viridiplantae, Streptophyta, Magnoliopsida, Rosales, Cannabaceae. Gene Ontology annotation, biological process: translation. The transcript is spliced from 6 exons.